AUACUGGAAAAACACAAAUAAUUUACUUAGCUUGUUUAGAAUUUUGAUAAAAAAAAUUUGCAAUAUCCGGAAUGAUCAAGAAGCUGAAAAGGGAGCUCUUAGAGAAGUAUCAUUAUCCGCCGAAGCACCCACCGCCAAAGGUCAAGUAUGUAGCCUGUGGGAAAAAGGCUCUUUACCCCCAUAAAGUGGGUCAUCAUACACCGUGCUGGAGCCAUCCGAUCACAGUGCCAGCCGAGGCCCGCUAUGGCGUUUGCUGGGAGUACCCGCCGGAGCGGUACAAGCGCCGUCCGCUACCACCGCCUUGCCGCGGCACCACCUUGCCCGUGGAGUUGCUGCAGCCCACCUUCGAACACUGUAAGAACAUCUACACCCGGUACGAUGCCCAGUUGGAAAAGUGCGUUCACGAGCAGACCCUGGCACUCGACAGACAGCUGAGUUCUCUGAGACACCAACUGGCCCAAGCCAAGGCCCAGCAAAUCGAGAAAGUCAAGAUGAUGCGCUACCAAGGCGUACGCUAUCGGCUUUUAAUUGGUGGCUCCUUUGGCACCAAAAUUUAUCCCGAAUACCUUAGCCGAAUGACCGAGGAGCGUGCCCUCUGCGAGUUCCAGCGAGCUUACAAUUUCGUCAAUCAAUCAAACACCGACUUGACCAGCUCGUUUCUGGAGGUGCGUGAAUCCAUGAAGGAACUGGAACUGCGAUUGAGCAGGCUGGAUCGAACUCCCAACAGCCCAUUCCUGAUCGAGCUGGAAACGGUCCUACAGACGCUUGAAGAUCUCAACACAUUUUUCUUUGGUGUGAUUGUCAAGCUGAAGACCUGGGCCGAGCUCAUGGACCCCAUGAAGGAGCACUCUAUCGAGGACUACCUGGCCUUACUAAGCAAAGAGACCGAUUUCAAGACGUUCAUGAGUGCUGGCAUGGAGAACUGCACGUGUAAGCGGUGUGGCAAGACGGAUCCCCUAAAGCCGUAUCUACCCUGCUGGUGUCAACCGCUGGAGUCCAGUGAUGAUUGUAGCGAGACCGUACCAAAGCAGCCGGAUCCAGGGUGUCUGCUGAUUACAAAUUUCAAAUUCACGGAGAGCGAUUCAGAAUUUGUGAAGGAAACGAGCACUACCUCUUUGCUUGUUAAAGAGGCUGAGAAGAAGGCCAAAAAGGCUCAACCAGAUCAGUCGGAUUAGAAUGCCUUCGAAAUGUUACACAUAAUAAAGUUAGAGCUUA
Drosophila ananassae is the source of this 1215-nucleotide messenger RNA. RefSeq lists its product as uncharacterized. The transcript is spliced from 2 exons. NCBI's taxonomy places the organism in Eukaryota, Metazoa, Arthropoda, Insecta, Diptera, Drosophilidae. The record is from RefSeq and is a predicted model, not a curated record. Bases 72 to 1175 code for a protein of 367 amino acids.